Messenger RNA from Ailuropoda melanoleuca (giant panda), 2303 nucleotides. RefSeq names its product nucleolar protein 9 (gene NOL9). Gene Ontology annotation, molecular function: polynucleotide 5'-hydroxyl-kinase activity. Gene Ontology annotation, biological process: cleavage in ITS2 between 5.8S rRNA and LSU-rRNA of tricistronic rRNA transcript (SSU-rRNA, 5.8S rRNA, LSU-rRNA). Gene Ontology annotation, cellular component: nucleus. The record is from RefSeq and is a predicted model, not a curated record. Lineage: Eukaryota; Metazoa; Chordata; Mammalia; Carnivora; Ursidae.
CGAGUGGCUCUCGCGAGAUUCUCGCGCGGCUCGCGCCGGUGGCCAGCAUGGCGGACUCGCAGUUGCUGCUCAAGCGGGGUUCUUUCCGCUCCACGUGGCUGCGUGCCCGCAAGAGUCGGACACAGCUAAUCCUCAGCCGUCGGCCCCGCCGCCGGCUCGGGACCCUGCGGUGGUGCGGCCGGAGGCGCCUGCGGCGGCGGCUGCUGCAGGCCCAGGCAGCCGGCGCGGACUGGCGGGAGAGCAGCUGCCUGGUGGCCGCGGCGACCCGGAGGCCCAAGACCGCGACCCCCAGCCCGGCUCCGGCCGCAGCCCCCGCCCCGAGUGGCCCCGCGAGCCUGCCCAUCCCACCGGUGCGGCCUGCUGGCCCGGGCCGCGCGUUGGUGCUGCUGCCGCUCGAGCAGGGUUUUACUUUUAGCGGGAUCUGUCGUGUGAGUUGCCUCUAUGGCCAGGUGCAAGUGUUUGGUUUUACCAUCAGCCAAGGCCAGCCUGCCCAAGAUGUCUUCUCUACCUAUACCCACUCACGCUUGACUAUCAAUGCAGUUCAUUAUUCCAUUACUGAGAAAAGCAAGAAGGAGAUGAAAAGGGAAGCCCGAGCUUUGCUCAGAUCUCAUCUAAAUCGGGAUGACAGAUGUUGGUUGAUGAAGAAUUUCUCUCCUCUGUGUUCCAUCGUGAUGCUAGAACAACUGAAAACCUCCACUGUGAACUUCUUAGUCAGCCAUCCAGGUUUAUCUUACGUUUUCGUACAAGAGAGUCCAACCUUCCAGAUUAACUCUGAACAUUUAGCCCUGAGGUCUGUUGGCAUUAGAAGAGAGAAGAAGAAAAAUGGCCUUCGUUUGACAGAGAGUGCCCUGUCGGCCAUGGAGGAGUUGGUCACCGUGUCCUGUGAAGAAGUAGACGGCUGCCCUGUCAUUCUGGUUUGUGGCUCUCAGGACGUUGGAAAGUCAACAUUUAAUAGAUACCUGAUUAACCAGUUGUUAAAUAGUAUUUCCUGCGUUGACUAUUUGGAAUGUGAUCUGGGACAGACAGAAUUUACGCCUCCAGGUUGCAUUUCUUUACUUAAUAUUACAGAACCAGUUCUAGGUACGUAUUAUGCAUUUAUUUCAUGUCUUGGUUUUAUAAAACUUAAAUAUAAUGAUCUGCCUAGUCAACUUGUGAAAAUUAAAAGUAGCCUUUCCAGUAUAAUCAAUAGAGGGAGGUGCAAAUUUAUUUUCCAGGUUCCUUUCAAUGCGGUUGCACUCCGGAUUAUUCAUGCUGAUGUCGCCCCUACCCAUAUAUUGUACGCUGUGAAUGCCAGCUGGGUUGGUCUUUGCAAGAUCCUGGAUGAUGUCAGAGGAUACGCUAAUGGGCCCAUCCUACUCGCCCAGACUCCAAUCUGCGAUUGUUUGGGGUUUGGAAUUUGUAGAGGGAUCGACAUGGAGAAGAGGCUUUACCACAUCCUCACUCCUGUGCCCCCGGAGGAGCUAAGGAAUGUGAAUUGUCUGCUGGUUGGAGCCAUUUCCAUUCCACAGUGUGUCUUCAAGAGCCAGCGCGGGCUCGAAGGGACAAUACCUUACAUCACCACAGAUUAUAAUUUUAAACUUCCUGGAGCAUCAGAGAAAAUUGGAGCGAGGGAAACCAAGGAGACGCGUGAAGAGAAAGUACACCCGAAACCCAAACUCUAUCGAAAAAUAAACUGAUACGUCAUCAGUAAGGGAAGGAGCUUUUACCAGAAAACUGGACUUGGUCUCCAGCCUGACGUCAGGCUGAUGGUGAUGGCGGGGAAUGGUGCACUUACGUCGCGGAUAGUGUUUCCUAUGUAACUCUUGGAUCUAGAGUCAAUUUAACUCUUUUGAAAGCUGCGUGACCAAGAGUUUUGCCCUGGUGUUCUGUGUGCUGCUUCAUACUUGUCUGUUUUAUUUUCUGAAGGGUUAAAGCAGCAGGGAGAAGUUUGUACACCGUUAAAACGGAGGGAACACAGUUGAUUCCUCACAAAGCUUUUCAAAUACCUGGUGGAAUCUGAAUAAAAAUAGGGAAACUGGGGCCACAGAAAUCUACCAAAGAGGAAGGAAGGCCGGCCAGCGGGGUCGCGAGCAUAACAGGAUGUGGGGGCUCCCCUGGUCCUUGCCCAGCGAUGGCAGGUGGGCAGGAGGUCCCAAGCGGCAGGGUCUGCCUGGGGACCGUCACCGUGGGGGUCAUGCUCAUCCCCUGCUCAUCUGAUGCCGUCCAUACACUCUUUAUUCCCGUGGUCCAGUGUUCAAAGAUCACGUUUGGUCUGUUCAGUGUAAUCAAGGUUUAAUAGAUAAAAUGUUUGGACUUAAGAGCCA